Molecule: messenger RNA, 2922 nt
Organism: Synchytrium microbalum
Lineage: Eukaryota; Fungi; Chytridiomycota; Chytridiomycetes; Synchytriales; Synchytriaceae
Exons: 22
Coding region: 1-2922 (973 amino acids)
Biological process (GO): snRNA 3'-end processing
Cellular component (GO): integrator complex
Source: RefSeq, a predicted model, not a curated record
AUGUCCAUAGACUUGUCAUAUGUCGCCACCGCAUUGUCCUCUGAUCAAAAGAUACAGCUACCUAGGAAUGAGUCCGAACGCUUCCUAGCUGUCUUGAAUGAGCUCACAUCAUUGAGCAAAUGCUUCCAUUCUGACCAGAAAUCUACUGAUCUUCCACGACCAUCCGACUUUAUGCAGAGCUUGUCAAGCCUCGAAAUCGCUCACGUCGUCAUCACCUCGCUAAAACUCUUCAAGCACUUGAUACAGACCAGAGACUUGUUUGUGCCUCUGCUAUUUCUAUCUCAAUGUCGAGAGAUCUUUCAUCAAGUUAUACCUCAAUGUCCAAAUGAAUUCUUGAUAAUCUGUCGAACUCUUGUACAUGUGCAUCGGAACGAGCUACUUGCGGAGAACACGAGGGCGCUCAUGAAAUACGCUUGUGGCGUAGGACACCAAAAGCUGCUUCGCUACAUGCUUAUGGAAGCCAAAGUCCUUCCAGACUUAUGUUGUUAUCUGACCAUCACGUAUCUCCAUGAUGAGGUCUUGUUUCUCAACUCGAUCCUGGACACCAAUAUGAGCUGGACGUUUGAGACUGUCGAUCAACUACCACACACUUCUGGAAGCACUCUACUCAUAAAAGAUUAUCUACCAGCACUGGUUGAUCGAGUGGUGAAUGGCAUUCAGCAAGCCUCGCCUGUUGACGUCAAGAUGAGAUUGCGUGCGUUAUGUGGGUUUGUCGGUAUAUACGGAGUCGUGUUGUCAGAUGCUCAACUGGAUUCUAUUGUCGUGGCCAUCGCCAUGAAUGCCAAUGAAUCGUCUGGCGGACAAAAUCUCAGUUUUCCAAUUGUUUGCUGGAUGCAGAUGGUUCGUCGUUUCAACGAGAUGACGACUGUUGAAAUGGUCUCGACCCUUCUUCAAACAACACGGUCACAUGUUACAAUGCUCAUUUGCAUACACAUCUUUACUGAUUCACCAGUCAAAGUUGCUGAACAAUUGAGAAAUCACUUGGAGAUGAAUGUAACAAUACCAUCUCAGACAUUUAGCAAGAUGUGUGAAGCAUUUCGGUCACGAUUGUUAAAUGUCAAGAAACUAUGUCAUCGUGCUCUCGAGCUACGAGUGGAAGACGAAGAGGUUCAAACCAAGAGUGAAUCAAUAUCGAUAUCACUAGUCUCUCAAAUGCUCGCUGCCGAAAUGUUUCAUAAAGCACAAGUGGAUGUUGGCCCAUGGAUGCAACGAGUCAUUACAGACAGAAUUACAUUACCAUUGCAUUCCUCAUUGCUUCAAUUGUUGACGAUUUACGUCGAAAGCAUUCUCACCACCACAUUCGCAACUCGAAUACCAGAUUCGGUUGUUCGUCAAACUUUUGACGACUCGAAUGAGUUGAAACCAUCUCAUGUUAUAAUGUUGCUUUACGUGCUGUUGCACGAUUUUUCUCUUGUUGCUGGCAUUAGGAAUAUUCACGGGGACCAGAUUUAUGCUCUUGCGGGGAAGAGACCAUAUCCGACAAGACUGGCAGACUCCUUGCCAAUCAAACGUGUCCUCUUAUUUGCACGAACUCAUGAUGGUGGCAAGACUUAUUCGUCUAUUUAUCCACAACUGUAUUCUCUUAUCAAUGGCUGCUAUCCUGAACUCUUGGAGCCACUCUCUCUAUCGUGCGAGGAGUCUGUUGUGCAAAGUGCAUCACUGGUACUGCCAUCUACAUGGUAUGCUCAGCAAUUACAGCCUACUGGUGGUGCAAUAUCAGCGCAAGCUAUUGGAGAGUACCUAUUGCGGCCUGCUUUGACAACCAAAGUAUUUGAAUAUCUGGUAUCCUUGACUCCUCAACAACUUCUUCCAUACCAUGAUAUUUUCUUGGAGUAUAUAGUACCAGUGCUGCCUCUUGUGGAAUGGAAUGAUCCAAUAUGGCCAUCCUUUUCCAACAUUUGGCAGAAGCUGAACAGUGUGAAAGCACCAGAUACUUGGGUAAAGACCAUCAAAAUACUUUCAUUACAUCGCCCAGACAUUGAUUUACUGGAUUUACAGUCUUUGAUUGAAAAUCCGCAAAAUCAAGUUGAUGUUGAUCGGCGUGUGUAUAGACGACCUGUGCUGUUUGGUAUUUUGCUACAAAUCUUGACUUGUUUAUUGGCGGCUGCAAGGUCCCCAUUCAGAAAGCAAGUUCGAGUACUGGAGUCACCACAUAUCACUCCCAUGGAAGUUGAACGUGCAGAGCCUAGCAUCAUUCACUUCUUGUUGGAUGCCUGCCUGGCUAGUCCGGAAGAUGAGAGAACUGCAGACGCGUCCACUAUAUUGAAACAGAUUCGACGGUCGACAUGUGAUUAUAUACAUUCAAGGUUUUGCAAUAGUGCUAAUAAGGAUUUGAUACGAACCAUUAAUCAAAGAGGUUAUGCUAUUGAGCUUAUUCCUAUACUUGUCAAGGGAAUACCAUCCAUGCAUGUGGUCGAUGUCAUGUUGAUACAGCUCUACAACACAUCACCAGUGGACAAGUCACCAUUCAUUACAGAGUUGGCCCGACACAUUUCUGACAAUAAUCCAACUGCCCGAAUAAUGGAUCUAGUCCGCCAGGCAGUCUUCCCAUACGUCGAUCGCAUGUGUGGAUCACUACCAGGAUACAACAAGUUCAUCGCUUCAGAACCAACAGAAGCAAUUUUGCCUGCUCCUCCAUCAUUACAAGCCUUUCCAUCUAUGGAUUACUUGCCACAAGUGUUGAGGAGUUUGGUUGAACUUACUGGAGUGUUUUGGGAUGAUUAUCAACAGAGGACUAGAGGGAGACUUAAUGACUUGGAAGUACCAUUCGAAGUUGCAGAUAUCCUUGCCAGAACACCUUCAGAGUUGAUGGAUGCACGGCACUACGAGUUCUUGGAAAGGAUACGACGUGCUGUUCGUGACUGUCAGCAGAGAAUGAGAGAGUUGGCUGAAGCACCUCGAAAAAAGCAGUCCAAUAGGUAG